Dreissena polymorpha is the source of this 1434-nucleotide messenger RNA. RefSeq lists its product as uncharacterized. The transcript is spliced from 11 exons. NCBI's taxonomy places the organism in Eukaryota, Metazoa, Mollusca, Bivalvia, Myida, Dreissenidae. The coding region runs from base 1 to 1434 and encodes 477 amino acids. The record is from RefSeq and is a predicted model, not a curated record.
AUGAAAUUUGCUUUGGUCGUAGUUAUAACUUUUGUAACACCUUCGUGUUACGAAGGAACUGACCUUGUCAACAAGGACCGGUGCUUCGAGGAUGGCCGUUAUGUGUGUGGCAGGAGUCUUACGUACAAUUGUCCUGUUAGAAGCGGCGAGGUCGACUAUAGACAGUUCAAUCCUUGCAACGAUGGGCUCAAGAUUAACACCAUCACCAGCCUGGCCUUUCUGACCAAGGGAAAAAAUGACGCUCACAUUCUCCUUCAAAACAAUGCCAACGACUUCGAUAACAACGUGGUAGAGAUAGUCAUCGGUGGGUGGGGUAACACUAAAUCUGUCAUCAGAAAUAAACAGCAAGGCCCCCCUUUGUGCAGUUACGAGGGAAAUAUACUUUCCAGCUCUUCGUUCCAAUGGUUUUGGGUCUCUUGGAACGGCGGCUGUGUGAAGGUUGGCAAGGGCUCCACAGUAGGUGGCUCUCAGAUAAUGCAGUGGUGCGGACUUAACUACAACAUUAACGGCAUCCGCUUUAGCUACGGCUAUGGCAGCGGAGGCACGUUCAUAAUCCCUUUCUCGACCCACUCUUCGCCUCACCACGACUCCUCCAAGACGUCCGAUACCAUGAGCCAUAGUCAUUUCGGCACGUCCAAGAGCUCUCACAAUGGCAGGAGUCUUACGUAUAAUUGUCCUGUUAGAAGCGGCGGGGUCGACUAUAGACAGUUCAAUCCCUGCAACGAUGGGCUCAAGAUUAACACCAUCACCAGCCUGGCCUUUCAGACCAAGGGAAACAAUGACGCUCACAUCCUUCUUCAAAACAAUGCCAACGACUUUGAUAACAAAGUGGUAGAGAUAGUCAUCGGUGGGUGGAGUAACACAAAAUCUGUCAUCAGAAACCAACAGCAAGGCCCUCUUUUGUGCAGUUACGAGGGAAAUAUACUUUCUGGCUCUUCCUUCCGAUGGUUUUGGGUAUCUUGGAGCAGUGGCUGUGUUAAGGUUGGCAAGGGCUCCACCGUAGGCGGAUCGCAGAUUAUGCAGUGGUGUGGACUUAACUACAACAUUAACGGCAUCCGCUUCAGCUACGGCUAUGGCAGCGGAGGAACGUUCAUAAUCCCUCUAUCGACACACUCUUCUUCUCACCACUCUUCGUCACACCACUCUUCGUCACACCACGACACCUCCAAAUCAUCCAAGGCUUCCGGUACCUCGGAACACAGUCACUCCAGCUCGACGAAGUCUAGGAAGUACGUUACGAUAGACUGUGACAGCUGGAAUUUUGAGUACCAGGUUUGUAACGUCCCCGGUGCGAAGUCAAUCAAUAACGUCCGGCUCACUGAACAGCGCUCAAAAUCCGAGUGUAAACUGAACUCCAGCUUUGGCUUUGACGGCGAUCACAUCUGGGUCAACAAAGGUUGCAGGGGGCGAUUCAACGUCUGCUACCACUCAUAG